GAAUUUGGCCCUGGCAGCAGCAUGAGGAGGCGGUUUUAGGGGCCCAUGGCGAUUUGGGGCCCGGGGCAGCAGCUAUGGGGGCCCCGUAUCUGCCAGGCGGUAAAGGGGGCCCCAUGGCAGAAAUUAGGGGCCUGGGCAGCAUCAAUGGGAGGCCCGUAAUCGCUGGCCAUCACCCCUAUGACAAAAAAAUGGAACACACCAGCAUUGUGAGGACGAACCCCUCCCUGCCUGAAAGUGGCACAUGGCAGAGUGUGGCGAUAGAGACAGCAGCAAUGGGAGGCCGUACAGGGACCCAUGAGAGACUCUGGACUUCGCAGCAGCAU
This is a messenger RNA of Staurois parvus, 323 nucleotides long. The record is from the annotation of a GenBank genome assembly. Lineage: Eukaryota; Metazoa; Chordata; Amphibia; Anura; Ranidae.